This is a messenger RNA of Rhineura floridana, 2841 nucleotides long. RefSeq names its product placenta associated 9 (gene PLAC9). The record is from RefSeq and is a predicted model, not a curated record. The coding region runs from base 10 to 495 and encodes 161 amino acids. The transcript is spliced from 4 exons. NCBI's taxonomy places the organism in Eukaryota, Metazoa, Chordata, Lepidosauria, Squamata, Rhineuridae.
UGGUUUGGGAUGGGGGUGGGGAGGAAGGAAGGCAAAGGCUGUCUAAGAAACUUGGCUCAGCAUCCAGAGACUAUAUUUCCUCCCAAUUCUCUGGCUGCCAAUCCAAACUGUUCUGCAGAGAGUCGGUGUAUAGACUGGAGAAAGAGGCUGCUUAUUUCUCUUCAUGUGCUGGACCAGGAGACUCCUCCAGACCGAGACUCUGAAACUAUGCCUUGCAUUUGGCCUCUACUUUUUAUUUUCAUGCUGGAUGGACAAGGAUUGGUUGCUGCUGAUCCUGUCAGUGAUCUUCAAGGAAGCUCAGAGCAAAACGACUGGUGUGAUGACCACAACAAAAUUCAUAGGCGCUUAGAUACUAUCCAAGAGCAGGUGGAAAAAACUGUUGAUCAUCUGGACUCGGAAGUCAAGUCAUUACUCAACACUGUAAGUGAAUCAGCAUGGAGUAUUCCUCUUGCUCCUGGAACUCCCCUGAUGGAUAUCUUUGAAGAUACCAGCUGAGCUUCAAGAUGGACAAAAAGGCACAGACUGUGUUAUAUAUCACCACCUGCAUAAUCAAUUCAUAUUGCACUGUUUUGUAAGCUUUUAAACCAAACUGUUGUCUUUAGACUUGGGAUGGACAGUGCUUCAUAGCAAGUUCUUGUAUUAAGAUUCAAUUGUAUCAACUCAAAAGUACAAAAAUGUAAGUUCAUUCCCAUGCUAACUUCUCAAGCAUGUGGCUGUCAUUACGAUUUAAAGACACCUAAAAUUGUUCAAAAGAAAUUUCAUUGCAAAAGCCCCACCAGAGAAGUAAAUGUCCCAGAACCCCCAACAGUCUUUGAAAGAGGCAGUAAAAAAGAAGUUACAGGAACUACUGUUUGGAGUACUUUUUCACAGAGUACUCUCCAAAACAGGGUUGGCAUCUGAUCAGUCAAGCACAUACACAAAAUACAUUGCUAAUAGACUGGCCAAAUAUUGAUCAUAUAAAAGCCAUUAAUUUAAAGCAUAGGCAUUUAAAACAAUAGCAGUUCUGCUAGUUACAAAAAACUGUUCUCUAGACAAUGCCAGUACCUUCCCAGCAGAUUCACACAGCCCAUUUCCAGAUCAUGUGGAGGAGGCCCCUUCUUCCCACAGCCAAUGUCAUAAUGUAUGUAGUGUGGUAGCCUGGACUUUAAAGCCAUUGUGACCUGGGCCAGUGUAAUGUUGUGUAUGUUUUGUCUUUAGGCUUCUUCCCAAAUGGCACGUAGUCCAUGUGCCCUGGGCUCCUACUGGAAGAGUGGGAUAUAAAUAUAAUAAAUACAUAAAUUUGACUUAACUGGGAAGGGAAAGAGCAAAUUUCUGGAGGUGAUGUCUUCUCAUAAAUGAGGGGUAAAAAUGUGGCCCCUGACAUUUGUAAGUGGGGGAUGAAGUUAUCCUGAGCAUGGCUAAUCCACAAUACAUUAGCAAGUGGGUCCAUGUUUAUUUACCUUGCUGGAUUGCGAUUGUCUUGAAACAAGAAACAGUACUAUUUUAGCAUUGUUAAAGUAUAACUAACCUGCAGCAUGAGAGCCAGUGUGGUGUAGUGGUUUGAGUGGUGGAGUAUGACCUGGGAGAUCAGGGUUUGAAUCCCCACACAGCCAUGAAGCUCACUGGGUGACCUUGGGCCAGUCACUGCCUCUCAGCCUCAGAGGAAGGCAAUGGUAAACCACCUCCGAAUACCGUUUACCAUGAAAACCCUAUUCGUAGGGUCACCAUAAGUCGGAAUCAAUUUGAAGGUAGUUCAUUUCAUUUCAACCUGCAGCACUGGUGCCACAAGUAGCAUAAGCAACAGAUGUUUGUGAUGCUCCUAGAGAAUAAGUGCAGGGAAGCACAUGGGCCUGGCUACAGCAUAAUCAGACCUACACCCUUGCUUGCCUCUUGCCUUGCUUGUGAGCUUCCCAGAGGCAUCCAGUGCUGGCCACUAUUGGAAACACAAUGUAUCUUUGGUCUGAUCCAGCAAGGUUGUUCUAGGAGAAAGGGCGGGAUAUAAAAUAAAUAAAUGUGGUGGCUCAAACAAUGCCUUGCCAAGCACAUGAAGUUCCAUGGAAGCAUAUACUGAGGGACACUCUUUCAGGCCCUGGACUUGACUUGUGGCACACUUGCCAAAAAGAAAAAAAGUUGGUUACCACUAGCUUGAAAAUGUUUACUGCUGGAAAAGGAUACCAGGCUCAGUGGCCCAGUGAUGGGUGCAUUUAGAAUGUUCUGCUCCCUUGUACUUGUAUGAAGUGACAGAUCAAGAAGCCAGAGAGAAAUGUCAUGUUUUAUUAUCACUAUUGUACAAGUUAGAACCCCUCAGCAAUGUUUGUUCAAGAAACUGCCUAAACCAGAAAACCUGUCAACACAGCGAUUACCUCACGAGUCUGAUUGGACUGAGGCAAGGCCCAUUCCCUGAAGGAGAUCUAUAUGGUUCAAGCUGAAUAUCUCAAUGGAGGCGGCUCAGUAUGUUUAAAUGGUGCUGUCAAAAUGCAUGGCAAAAAUAAGGACACAGCUCCAGGAGGCUUGGAUGAUAGCUUUGGUUUAUUUGUACAAAUUUUUCAAGAAGUUAGAUAUUUGAUUUUAAGGCACAACUCUAAGAAAUCAAAAAGGAAAGCUUUGGUAUGCACUCAUAGGGAAGGCAUUUUGAGUUCCUCAAAAGACAUCUGGCAUGAUCGAGCCAAAACUGCAUCCAUCUAAGAAGCAGGGAAGUGAAUGGGGCAAGUUAAGCAUGUGCUGAACAUUAAAAUCAAUAGGGACUUCUUUACAUGUCUUUCUGCAAAAGAGAAGCAUGAUCCACCCAACUGUAAAAUGUGGAACCUCCAUGAACUUCUGUGCUCCUGUUCAUGUCCCAAUAAAAUGAAUAAUGCUUUUAAA